Messenger RNA from Athalia rosae (coleseed sawfly), 1289 nucleotides. It is a transcript of the gene Cdk5, whose product is annotated as cyclin-dependent kinase 5. Gene Ontology annotation, molecular function: ATP binding; cyclin-dependent protein serine/threonine kinase activity. Gene Ontology annotation, biological process: neuron apoptotic process; synaptic vesicle transport; axonogenesis. The coding region runs from base 154 to 1053 and encodes 299 amino acids. The transcript has 7 exons. Lineage: Eukaryota; Metazoa; Arthropoda; Insecta; Hymenoptera; Athaliidae. The record is from RefSeq and is a predicted model, not a curated record. Gene Ontology annotation, cellular component: nucleus; cytoplasm.
AGUUUGAAAUGUUACGAAAUAGCGCCAGUAUAUUUGCGGUGAAGGUUUGGCAUUAAACCGAUUUGAUUACAGCGCUAACCAAAGAUCAUCUUAGUCUGAAUUCGUUACAGUAGAGAGCUGUCAGUCAUACGGUGCAUUACAGGCGAUAAAAAUAUGCAAAAGUAUGAGAAACUAGAAAAAAUCGGCGAAGGAACUUACGGAACUGUUUUCAAAGCAAAAAAUCGUGAGACUCACGAAAUAGUAGCCCUAAAAAAAGUACGGCUGGACGAGGACGACGAAGGUGUUCCAUCAUCGGCCUUGCGAGAAAUUUGUCUGCUCAAAGAACUGAAACACAAAAAUAUCGUCCGUCUCUAUGACGUUCUUCAUAGCGACAAAAAAUUAACUCUAGUUUUUGAACACUGUGAUCAGGAUCUCAAAAAGUAUUUUGACAGUUUAAAUGGAGAGAUUGACUUAGAUGUCGUCAAGUCAUUUUUAUACCAAUUAUUGCGAGGAUUGGCAUUUUGCCACAGCCACAAUGUUUUACAUAGGGAUCUCAAACCCCAAAAUCUGCUGAUCAACAAGAACGGUGAGCUCAAGUUAGCUGACUUUGGAUUGGCGCGAGCCUUUGGAAUCCCCGUUAAAUGUUAUUCCGCAGAAGUGGUCACGCUGUGGUACCGUCCACCAGACGUUUUGUAUGGAGCCAAAUUAUACACAACAUCGAUCGAUAUGUGGAGUGCGGGAUGCAUAUUUGCAGAAUUAGCAAAUGCUGGCAGACCGUUAUUUCCGGGUUCAGACGUGGAGGACCAAUUGAAAAGAAUUUUCAAGAUGCUCGGAACACCGACUGAGGAGACCUGGCCAGGAUUGGCGUCCUUGCCAGAAUACAAAUCGUUCCCUCCUUACCCAACACUUGGUGGAUUACCCCAAUUUGCACCAAAGCUCAAUUCAAGAGGCAAAGAUUUACUACAGAGAUUAUUAGUUUGUAAUCCAGCGCUACGUUUGUCGGCAGACGAAGCAAUGGCACAUUCUUAUUUUGCGGACUUGAAUCCAGCCAUUAAGAAUGACCGAUGCCAAUAACAGAUUUCCUCCAUUCUUCGAUCAUGUUCUUCACACUCCGGUACAUAUAUUUAUCAUGCAAAGAUGCGAUAAUCUAGUCACUGUGUCAGGAGGACAACUUCUGUCAUAUUUUGGAUAUUUCUAUGUGUGCGUGCGUACAUGUAUUUUAAAUGUAUGUGACGUAUGUAUGUCCAUACCUAUAAAUACACGUAUGGUUAAGGUGUGACGCAAGUCAAUAAAACUAUAAAUUUUACCAA